AUGGCCCGGGCGUUUGUAAGCAACAGACAGGCCCCGCUGUCGCCGAGAUCGCCCAUCGCUACGGAGGCCAUCGGUGCCCAACGAGCCAGCCGGCCCCGUGCACUCUUCAGGGCGUCCAGUUUCCUCAAUCUGCGAAGCAACAGCAGCUUUGGCUCAAGCACAAGCGGUACUUCUGCAUCACAGGCAAGGAAACGAGAGGAUGGAGAUGAUCAAUCGUGGACGCCGAAUCCACAGAGUCCCCGUGAAACAGCACCGUCGGGGAAGCCAUGGUUUGAGUUUGGUGUCCUUGGCAGACGCGUCAGCUCAAGAGCAGCCAGCAAUAAGAGCGAUGGUCAUGAACCCGACCGAGAUCGGGCCACCGAGGCUGGCGGCCAACACAACGCACCAGCGGCAGAGUCCAGUCCAAAAGCGCCUCCAAGAGCAGCCCACACAGCCAAGCAGCAUGACUGGAAACAAUGGGAUCGUGAGGCCGAUGCCAAGCUCUCUCGUCUCGUAAACGAGUCCGAUCUCACCUGGCAUCGGCCCUCGUUUAAGCAGAUUAUUGAGUCUCUGCACCUGGCCGCCAUGUCAGGCGAGACUGUGCCCACAAUCCCAAAGAUGGAUUGGCAAUCAGCUCAGGCACUUUCAACCGCUCCUUCAUCCAAACGACGGCCAGAUUUGCCUCCUCUUCCUUCCCCGAAAGUGGUCAACCUAGACCACCCAAUCCCGGGACGCUACCGGAGCCACAUUACACAGGCCAUUGAAGGCUUUCAAGAUAUGCAAUACACCCUAGACAUGACCAAAACUCGACUGGAUGAAGCCCGCGAGGCUCACGAGCGGGAUCUGGACCAGUUCGCAGAUCUCAGCAAGGAGUGGGCCGCUCGUGAAGAGCGUUUUACAGCUGAGAUACGACGCCUACGAUACUCCCUCGCAGCGGCAGGUGUGGCGAAACAAGCACGAGGCGCGGACGGAAGACGCGAUACAUCGCAUGGGGCCGAGCAAAGCGCAGGAGGCAUGCUGGUUGCGCAGAAUGAUCUACCGGGAGUCAACCAAAAAGCAAUCGACACGAUCACAAAGAAAUACGGCCGGAACGAGUCAGGGCAGAGAACAGCGGAUGGAAGUAGCCACGAGACAAGCAAGAAGAAGAAGAAGAUAAGGGUGGCUACGAAGCCGAACAGAACAGGAGAUGGCGCUGUGCCCACCGAACGAGCAACCUCCGCAAGCGAGCAACGGGUCGAAGCAUAUGCUGCGGCAACCUCCAAUGCGCUCCCAGUGUCGAGCGGCUCGUCGUCCUCGACCUCAAGCUCGGACGAGGACCUGGUCAUGUAUGAGUACAACAAGGCUCGGUCUCUGUCACACAGUGCGAACGGUGAGGAUGAAGCUCAAAACGGAGGCAACGAAGGACCAGCAUUUCAGGACCAAUCCGAGCAGGCAGGAUCAAGAGGACAGGCAGGGCACGCAGAGCCACCAGAGCACGCCGCUGCUGGACAGGGCCUUCAGCAGCACAUUACGAACGCCCAGGGAAUUGAACUCACGACACAAUUGGUAGCAGGAGACUCUACCAGCUUCACUGAGGCUAUUGUUACAACCGACAAUGGCGCGUUUGAUUCUGGCGGUAGAUUUGUGCAACAGCGAGUUGAGCGAGCAAGUUCUUUCUAG
Messenger RNA from Sporothrix brasiliensis 5110, 1638 nucleotides. RefSeq lists its product as uncharacterized. The coding region runs from base 1 to 1638 and encodes 545 amino acids. The record is from RefSeq and is a predicted model, not a curated record. NCBI's taxonomy places the organism in Eukaryota, Fungi, Ascomycota, Sordariomycetes, Ophiostomatales, Ophiostomataceae. The transcript has 2 exons.